This is a messenger RNA of Prosopis cineraria, 4567 nucleotides long. RefSeq lists its product as uncharacterized. Lineage: Eukaryota; Viridiplantae; Streptophyta; Magnoliopsida; Fabales; Fabaceae. The coding region runs from base 84 to 1154 and encodes 356 amino acids. The transcript has 7 exons. The record is from RefSeq and is a predicted model, not a curated record.
UUGGGGUUGGGGUGCCAAAAAGGCGAAGUGUUUGGAGGGAGAGCGGGGGACGGAGGAUCUUGUUUGUUUGGUGUAUCAUAAUAAUGCUGUUUAUCACUCUCAUGAUGAUUCCUCGCAAUUGCAAUUCUUCAAGUCCAAGUCAGCCCUUCUUCCUUCAACGCCAUUCUGGAAAGACAGACAUCUGUCAAACAUGUGGUGAUAAAGGAGAUUUGAAGCGGCUCAUAUACUGUGUACAGUGUCAAGUUUCUGCUAAUCACAGUUAUUGUAUAGGGAAGUUCCAUAAAGACGACGACGGAACAAUCAGCUGGAAAUGUGAGGAAUGCUCUCUAAAUGAUGCCAAAUGUAGAUCGACGCCAUUGAGGAGAAGUGCACGCAUAAGUCAAGCCACUGAAACUAAACAUAACGGGGUGAAAAGCGAUAGGGAGAGCCAUGAAGAAGCCUGUGUGGGCCAGUCGUGUAAGGCAGAAUCUUCCGAUGAGAAUCAAGAAUUGCCUAUUAAGAAGAGAAGACACUUGGACAUUAAAGACGAGAAGUUCUUGUAUGAGGAGUGUGAAACACCUACGAGUCCUUCAAAUAUUCCGUCGCACCAGCCGAAAUCGGACCCUGAGAAAUAUGCGGACACUAAAACUGUGAACAGUGGAUCUAUUGACGGACCUUAUCCUGAAUGUAGCAAAUAUAGCCAGGCCGAACCAGUACCUUCUCCAGCUUGGAGGGGGCAAUUGAGAAUCAACAAGGCGAUUGUCCUGGGCGUGGGCGCGCAUGUAUCAGUCAUAGCCUGCUCAAAAGUGCAUUCUACUGUGAGUGGUCUGCCCCCAGUCGUUGACGUCAAGUUGUUUUCAAGGUUUGACAUAUGGCCGCCGAGUUUUCGGAGGUCGCCUCCUAGUAACGAUAGCAUUGGUCUUUAUAUAUUUCCACAAUGUGAAAGUGACGAGAAGGUUUUUGAUGGGGUGAUGAGGGAUAUGAUCGAGCAAAAUCUUUCUCUCAGGGCAAUCAUCACACACAACGUGGAGCUCCUCAUAUUUUCUUCCCGCGUAUUACCUGAAUGCGUGGAAAGUAUUAUCUGUGGGGCGUUUUCAGGCAAAAAGGAUCAAGUGAAGAUACUGGGUGUGCAACUAGCUGAUCACACAUUGGGAAAUGAAUCUGUAUCAGGUUAGAGUGAAGUGAGCGUUAUGCCGAAUGAGAAUGACAUAUGCUGGAACAAAAGAUGCCCCACCGCAAGACACACACGCACACGUUCUCUCUUUUCUAGUGAUAGAGUGAACAGUAGAAUCCUUUACAAGAAGAGGUUGCAACUUCCCUCGCAUGCACAUGCAUGCCUUUCAAUUAUUUAUUACCAAUUUUAGUAAGAAAGACAUCAUUAACCAUGCCCUUCGUUCAUGAAUUGACAUUCUGGCUCUCAAAUUAACGUUGUACUACCAAACCUUGCCGGGUGGGAAAUAAAAAUAAGACGGUAGGAAAGGAUUGAACGAGCCUCCUCAAGAUCCAUGUUGCCAAUAACGAUCUUGAAAGAAAGUCAGAUGCAGAAGAAUGAAAACCUCCAACAAAAGCAGCGUUACCUUGCUUACUUUUAAAUGCUAUAUUCAACUUUGCUUUGCCGGGGCCGCGGAAGUCUUCUCUGAAACCACCACUCCUCUCUUCUGGCAGGAAAAAAAAAAAACAGAGAAAAAAAAGAAACAACCACUCUUUCAAAUGACUUGUCUCACAUAGCCAGGACCAUGCCACCCUGGCAGGUGUUGAACUUUCCUUUGCUGCUUCUGUGGCCUCGGCUUUUACUUUGACUCUAGAAUUCUAAUCUCCAUUUUGUCUUGAUUCUUGAAUCGACCCCGGUUGCUACCUAGAAGCACUACAAUGGCUUCCUCGAAUUCCAACACCACUUUUCUGAUUAUUAUCAAACGCCACCACUAUCUAUUUGUGUUGACUCUCAUGCCAAUUUCUCCCCCCUUCUAUAUAUUUAUUUAAUGACUUUAUGUUUCUUAAGAAAAACAUUAGCACUAUUAUCACCAAACUCCCUUUUAGAUUUUUGGUGCAAACAAUAAAUAUGUAUUCAACGUGCUAAUGGAGCGAUGCUCAUCUUCCUGCUUUAAACCCCUGAAACAAAAAUAUCAUUCAUCAUCAAAUGUAAUAGUUUAGGAGUCAUGGAAAAGUAAAAAGGGAAAAAAAAAAGGCAAUCCGGGGAAAUUAAAACUGAAAUAUCAUCAUCAUCAUAUGAAUCGCAAAUUACAAAAUUACAUAGGGAGAGAUCAAUAAUUCAAUAGAAUCCACAAACUCAGGAGUCAGUAAUAACUAAUAAUAACCGUGAUAACUGUGGACCAAAGAACCCGGCUCUGACAAAAGUCGGCGAAUGUUAGAUCCUCUGGCAGCUUCUUUGCUGCCUUUCAUGCAAUUCCAAAUUUCCAACAACCAAGCUUAUUUACCCCAAAAAUUUACUUUGAAAAAAAAAGGAGGACAAAAAAAAGGAGGACAACUCAGUCAAAGAUACUGAAGACGUCUGGUGACGGAAGCGGAGAAGCUAUGGACGUCGAAAAUAAACCCGAUGGGCUUCCCAGGAAGCUAUUCGCUGACCAGAACGGGCUCAAAUCGUGCAACCACGAGAGCGUUUCUGGAUCAGCUGCCGGUGAGAACAUAUCCGACGAUAUCCCCGGCAAAGUUCCCGGUGUCGGCGAUAAUAUGCCGUGGAACUGGCUCACUUCCACACCUUCCAAGAGAUCCAUCAUUUCAUCUCCAUUCUGAAACCUUUCUUUCUCAGACGGGCUCGUCUUCUCAAUCGACGCCAGCCUUGCUGCCGGUGAAACAUCUCCGGAUCUGGAGGAAGGGGAUGACGGGCCGGUGAGACGUUGCACGACCUUCAUGAAGUCGUCGACGGGAACGUGAAUGACCUUAGGAGAUACAGAAUAGAUGAUCACCGGCUGCGGUUGCUGCUGCCGGGAAGGCCCCGCCGCCGGAUGGUGGGGGUGCGGCGGAAGCGGCGGCUUUCGGAUCUUGUGAGAUUCUUUGCUGACGCUGAGCGGGGAGGGACGAGGGCCUUGGAGUUGGAGCUCUCUUCUGGACGGGGGAGGCGCACCUUCGCCGGCGGGAAACCCCGGCGGAUUCAUGAUGAAUGUUGGAGAUCAGAGAGGAAUCUAAUAGAACACAAAAUUGCGGAAAGAAUAACAAAAAUCGGAAAGCGGUCGAGAAGAUUGGAACAAGCUCAACACUUGCAUUUGUGACGAGUAAAGCGAUUUUAAGUUACUUGAAGUUUUUGGGUCGUGCUUUGAAUGAACGGAUUAACUAAUGGCUGCGGUAUUUGAUUGAUUUGAAUUGAACUCCAUUGCUCCAACAACAUAUUCUCACAAAAGCAACAAUCUCUUGACCAACAAGAGGAUCUAGUGAAAGCGGUUAGUGAAAUAUCAACAAUCUUUUUUUUUUCUUUUAAUAAAAAUAUCAACAAUCCUUUAAUCUCUGACGCUCGUAACAAACAACUUGAGACCCUGGGAAGCUGUCACAAGCUGGAAAUUUCAGACAGGUUGAGAAGCAACUGUUUUUAAAGCCCAAGGUAAAGGAGGCCAAACAAUGGGUAGCUAUCUCUUUAUCCAAAGUUAAUUCUCGAGUCAAAAAGUGGUGUGCUCUUGGACUUUUAUUUGGGUCCGUCCAUUUAGAAGUCCACAAGCCCAACACACACAAUUGGAUUCUAUUCAACAAAUAAAUGGACAGUUAUUUGACUCUACCAUCAUGGAAAUUUGAAUGGAUUCAUCUAGACAGGUGAUAAGUCAAAACUGGGUUUAGGGACCAAUUUGCAAGGAGAUUGGCUAUUUGCUGUACCGAGAUGCCGAGGGAGUUUAGGACCCUCAUCUUGUGCAUUAAUGUUUCGUUUUGAGUGGGCUUAGCCCCGUUUGUUACCAAAAGAAAAAAAGUUUAGUGGAUGGGGUGAAGAAGAUUGUGGCAUGAACAUGAUGGUGUGAGCAUUGUAGCUACCUCAAAAUUCUUGAGCAACAAGUGGAGGGAGUUGAGGUGACAUUUUGAGAUAUUUAUGUUUUAUUAUGGCUCCGUCCAUCAAUGCCAUCCAUAGUUACUUCCACCAUAAUUUGUUGAGGCUUUCUUCUACAGCCAAGGAAAGGACCGAAACAGACGGCUUGCCUUGCUUCUGUGUUCUGCAUUCUGCUUUGACAGCAUUGCUUAGCCUUGUAGAGUUCAGUUAUGACUUGUGACCUCAAACAGACGACUGGGGAUUCUCAGGUAAUUGUUAUAUAUUUAUUUUUGUGACAGGAAGCAGCAGAUGCGCCAAACACAAGGUCGUAAAGCUGAUCUGCGUUAUUUAUUUUUCAUGGGUAGGAAUCAUCCUCACGUCCAUCAACAAUUUUUUAAUUUCUUUCAUACUCUGUUUUCAAUGUUUCGGGUCGCUUUAGCUUCACCUCAUGAGUCUCAUGUUCUGUUCUUUAGUGAACCGAAUGUGUUUAGCUUUUGGACCUCCCUUGCAAUCAUAACCUAAUAACUAAGAUUUACUUGAGAUUUCAGGCAAAUCAAAUGUAAUGUUAACAAGUCUGAUAUAUUUGCUGUGUAAAGCCAAUUUAAAUGUUCAGGUUCUUAUUAA